AUGGACGCCCCUCUUCUCAUUUCACUUGUUCUCUUCGUUUACUUGGUCUAUGCCUAUUGUCGCAAGCAACGCGCUCUCUUGCCUCCCGGACCUCCUGGUCUUCCGUUUCUCGGUAAUGCUCUCGACAUGGCCGUAAAAUAUCCUUGGCUAAAAUACGCUGAGUGGGGUCGGCAGUAUGGCGAUGUCAUCUACCUCAAUGCCGUGGGGCAGUCGAUUAUCGUGUUAAACACAGCCAAGGCAGUUUUUGCUCUGCUUGAUCAGCGCGGCGGCAUCUAUUCAGAUAGGCCGCGUCUGGUGAUGGGCGGAGAGCUUGCCGGAUACGUCCACAGUGUACCUCUCUGCCCUUAUGGCACACGUCUACGGGAGUACAGGAAACUUAUCCUUGAAGUAGUCGGACCCCGAAAGGUGCAGCAGUGGCGGCCUAUCGAGGAAGAGAAGACAAGGAUAUUUCUCGGAGCCCUCCUGGAAUCCCCGGAAAAAUUCCGUGACCAUAUCCGACAUCAUAUCGCCUCCAUAACUUUCCUCAUAUCACAUGGUUACAACGUUAGACCUGAGGAUGACCCACUUGUCGAACUUGCCGAUCGCGGUGAUCAAGGGUUUUCGGAGUCUACCACUACCGGCGCAUUUCUGGUCGACUCCUUCCCUAUCAUGCUUUACCUUCCUCGAUGGUUGGGCUUCAAUUGGAUGAAGAAGGCCGAGAAGUUCCACAAAGAUAUGGAGGAACUCCGAGAUAUACCUUACAACUCCGUCAAGGAGCAGGUGGUCAAAGGGACAGCCAUCCCAUCCUUUACCGCCAAUCUUAUCCAACGAUACAAAAAUCCAACUCCGUACCAGGAAGACGUUAACAAGUGGGUCACGACUGGAUUCUAUUCUGCCGGUGCUGACACAACCGUAUCAUCGCUAUGCUCAUUUUUCCUAUAUAUGAUGCUCUUCCCAGAUAAGCAAAAGAAAGCACAGGAAGAGAUCUCACGCGUAGUCGGGUCCGCACGAUUGCCUGAUUUCAACGAUCGUGAAAGCUUGCCUUACGUUGAUUCCUUGCUGAAGGAAGUUCAUCGAUUGAACCCGGUUGGACCUCUGGCAGUACCGCACAAGUCGACCAAAGAUGAUUCCUACAACGGCUACCUGAUUCCCUCUGGCUCUGUCGUUCUGCCUAACACCUGGGCCGUAAUGCACGAUCCAGACACUUAUCCUUCUCCCUUUGAAUUCCUUCCCGAAAGAUAUCUGGAGCCCCACAAUGACGCCAAGGGCAUCAAUCCAGAUCCUCGCAAAUUCGCUUUCGGAUACGGGCGCAGAAUCUGUCCUAGACAACAUCUCGCAGACGAUGAAUUCUAUAUCACUGUUGCCGCUGUGCUCUUCGUGUUCAACGUUCUUCCGGAGUCUGACAAGGACCAAGUUAGGCUUCCCGAUUGGUCUCGCAGUGAAGGGUACCUCUCAUCUACUAUUUCGCAUCCUGAUCCCUUUAAUUGUCGUAUUAUACCACGUUCGCGUGAGGCCGAGCUACUGAUCCGUGCAGGCGACCCUUCAAGACAGUAA
Messenger RNA from Desarmillaria tabescens, 1533 nucleotides. Its product is annotated as cytochrome P450. The transcript is spliced from 12 exons. Gene Ontology annotation, molecular function: monooxygenase activity; heme binding; oxidoreductase activity, acting on paired donors, with incorporation or reduction of molecular oxygen. The coding region runs from base 1 to 1533 and encodes 510 amino acids. The record is from RefSeq and is a predicted model, not a curated record. NCBI's taxonomy places the organism in Eukaryota, Fungi, Basidiomycota, Agaricomycetes, Agaricales, Physalacriaceae.